Molecule: messenger RNA, 1142 nt
Organism: Brachypodium distachyon (stiff brome)
Lineage: Eukaryota; Viridiplantae; Streptophyta; Magnoliopsida; Poales; Poaceae
Product: U1 small nuclear ribonucleoprotein 70 kDa-like
Exons: 2
Coding region: 546-1094 (182 amino acids)
Source: RefSeq, a predicted model, not a curated record
GAAUCUGGUUCUGAAUGUCUCACUCGUUCGACGCGAGUUGAUAUUGCAUCUGAUCCACGGAGGCGGUUGCCCUUGGUGAAGCCGUGUUCUGUGGUACAGGAGUGGGAUGCCGUGGAGGAGCGGAUUGCGCCGUGUUCACCCUGGCGAUCACAUUCUGUGGUUCGCGAGGAGCUGCAUGCCGAGCCGCGGCACAGUACUGGGCUUCUGGUUCGCACUUGUGCCACUGUUCAUGUUGGUGGUCCGCACAUGGUGUUCCACCCGGGACAAUGGGGCCUUGGUCUGGCCUAGUCAAUGGCUGGGGUCAAGCCGCGGCUACCAACCCUGUGGGAUUGAUUGAGAAUAUUCUCGGCCUUUAGUGCAAGGUGCUUCCCAUUCGUCACUCGUGUGAAGCGGUGGCGGCGACAAACCCUAGACCGUGUGGAGUGGUAUUUCUACAAAGUACUUUUGCCACCCGUGAGUUUGAUCCUUAUUCUUCUUCUAGUUCUCCACAAUCCGGGAUCCCAGGCGAUUCCAGAUCUAUCGCGUAGGUUGCGGCUGGUCCGACCAUGGAGCGGCAACGACCUCGGGUGUGUGGUGAUCGACGUUCCCCUACGCGGAAUCUUCGACCACCACCUCGCAGCGGGGGGCUGGGAGGUCGUGGACGCGGUGGUUCCGACGAUUGGCGCAACAAUGCGGCUCUGGUGGCGCAGGAGGAGCGUCUUCGGGAGGAGGAUCGUGCUCGUGCGGCCCGCAGUCUGGAGGAGCGGCGCCUUGCAGAUCUGAAACGCACGAAGGAGAAGCGGCUCCAACUGGAGCGCAUCAAGGAGGCGGAUCCUCAUCGUGCGGAGGAGAUUCGUCGGCUGGAGGAACGUCAGAGGGAGGAUUUGCACUUGGAGGAGGAACUUCGGGCGCAAGGCUUGGCGGCGGCAGGUGAACGUGUCCCCAUCUCGGGCGCGGAUCACGACCGCUGGAGUCAUCGUCGGGAGAUGCAGCGGGAGAGAGGGGUGAUCUCUGCUACUCCUUCUUCGCCCUCUGCUCCCAUCGUGGGUGCAGCUGUGGCUAGCACUUCUUCGGCCACUGCUGCGGUCUCACGCUCGAGAUUGUGUGGAGUGUAAUCCCUGUUGUUGCGAAGAGUGUGAUAGCCACGACAACUCGGGACAAGG